This is a messenger RNA of Pocillopora verrucosa, 1341 nucleotides long. RefSeq names its product neuropeptide FF receptor 2-like. The record is from RefSeq and is a predicted model, not a curated record. Gene Ontology annotation, molecular function: neuropeptide Y receptor activity. Gene Ontology annotation, biological process: G protein-coupled receptor signaling pathway. Lineage: Eukaryota; Metazoa; Cnidaria; Anthozoa; Scleractinia; Pocilloporidae. Gene Ontology annotation, cellular component: plasma membrane.
AUGAUUUUCAACGAAAGUAACACGACCUAUUACAACAUACCAUCCACUGUUUCCCCAGGUGAAUCAGGAACUGCGGCUGAAAGCCGGGUUUUUAAAUUUUCACGCAUUGCAGCCUACAGCGUUAUUUGUGUUACUGGAGUUCUAGGUAAUCUAUUGGUUAUUCUCGCUAGUCGUAAACCAGGCAUGACCACAGUGAGCAACGUUCUCAUUGCAAAUCUUGGAUUGGCAGACCUCGCAGUCUCUCUCAUCAACAUGCCCACUGUAGUUACAUACAGUCAUCUGGUGUACUGGCCAUUCGGUGCUGCCCUCUGCAAGCUUGUUCCGUUCCUGCAAGGCUUAACUUUAUCUGCCUCAGUGGGUACGUUGGUUGCCAUCGCCGCUGAGCGAUACUGGCAUAUAGUUUUAUACACAAGAAGAAAGCUCACCGUCCGUGAGGCUCACAAAGCCAUAGUGCUCAUUUGGGUGUCCUCCAUUUUUAUUCCUGUCCCGCUGCUGGUGUUUAGCAAGACCAUAAGGUGGAAUGAAGGAGCCAGAGAGAUCUGCAUCGAAGAAUGGCCAAAUCUGAAAACCAGGCAAGCUUACACAACUCUGGUGUUCUUGCUGCUGUAUUUUCUUCCCUUAUUGUUCAUCUGUGGGCUUUACGUUCGGAUCGGUCACUUCUUGAAAACCCUGCCGACAACCCAAAGUGUUAACAACCGAAAUCAGAGGAAGGUGAUCAAGAUGUUGGUUAUUGUGGUGCUUUUGUUUGGUCUCUGUUGGUUACCAUACCACAUCGUCUAUAUGUAUGCCGAAUUCAGUCUGUCCCAGCUCACGCCACCUUUCAUCUCGUUCAUCCUAUUUGCUCAGUGGCUGAUGUUCACCAACAGCGCUUGUAAUCCAAUUGUAUACGCAGUCCUGAAUAAUAACUUUAGGGGCGCAUUCUUGUCGAUAUUGUUUUUUUCAAGUCGCAAACAACCGCGAAGGCGCAGGCGAACUGCCUCAACUUCUGUUCAGGUUGUACAGAGUGCCCAGUGAAUGAUUGUCACAAGUUUUCGAAAGCUAUAGAAUGAGUUAAACCAAUGUAUAGCUUUAUUGACAAUAAAAAAUCCAACUGUUCAUUUACACUGUAGGUGGAGAAUAUAUGGCGGUACACAGCUCUACCAGCCGUGUGUUUUACAACGGCUGUAGCUAUGUAAUAUAUCCACCGUCCGCUUUUACAUACAUAAGGCAAUUGUAUUUUACAUGAUUAAUUUUAUGCAGGUUUAAAGGCUGAUUUAUAAUUUACAUUGUAACGAACCCUCUGAAGUCAUAUUUUUCUCGUGCAGGAAACAUCCAAUCUGAUUAUGUCACUUAAAAUAAGUG